Molecule: messenger RNA, 1742 nt
Organism: Danio aesculapii
Lineage: Eukaryota; Metazoa; Chordata; Actinopteri; Cypriniformes; Danionidae
Gene: wdr82
Product: WD repeat domain 82
Exons: 9
Coding region: 230-1171 (313 amino acids)
Cellular component (GO): Set1C/COMPASS complex
Molecular function (GO): chromatin binding; protein binding
Source: RefSeq, a predicted model, not a curated record
AACCGUCUUGCUAGUUCUAGCUUCAUCUCGUCUUCCGUAAUCCAGUUCAUUGACCAAUUUUGUCGGCGGGCUUUUUUAAUGUGACAGAAAUACACACCUAGAAACCAUUUUCGGUCAACAAAAGUAUCGCGACACACUCGCAACGCGCAAGACUGUUUAACCAGAUCCAGAACUUCUCGCUGUUUUAACGAAACGACACCUCGCGCCUGGCCAGGCAAGAAAGGCCACAAUGAAGCUCACAGACAGUGUGCUGAGGAGUUUCAGGGUUGCGAAGGUUUUUCGGGAGAAUUCCGACAAAAUCAACUGUUUUGAUUUCAGUUCAAAUGGAGAAACUGUAAUAUCGAGUAGCGACGAUGACUCGAUUGUCUUGUACGACUGCCAGGAAGGAAAACCCAAACGGACGCUUUACAGUAAGAAGUAUGGUGUGGAUCUCAUCAGAUACACCCAUGCCGCCAACACCGUCGUCUACAGCUCUAACAAGAUUGACGAUACUAUACGAUACCUGUCUCUACAUGACAAUAAGUACAUUCGCUACUUUCCUGGACACAAUAAAAGGGUUGUCGCCCUGUCUAUGUCUCCUGUUGAUGACACAUUCAUUUCUGGCUCCCUUGACAAAACCAUUCGUCUGUGGGACCUUCGCUCGCCUAACUGUCAAGGCCUCAUGCACUUGCAAGGGAAACCCGUGUGCUCAUUUGAUCCUGAGGGGUUGAUUUUUGCUGCCGGAGUGAAUUCUGAGAUGGUCAAACUUUACGAUUUGCGCUCUUUUGAUAAGGGCCCAUUUGCCACAUUUAAACUGCAAUAUGAGCGGACGUGUGAGUGGACGGGUCUCAAGUUCAGCAAUGAUGGAAAGCUCAUUCUGGUCUCCACCAAUGGAGGAACGCUCAGAGUGCUGGAUGCUUUCAAAGGAGCCGUUCUUCACUCGUUUGGGGGUUAUAACAACAGUAAAGGUGUCAUUUUGGAGGCUUCUUUCACACCAGACUCUCAGUUCAUUAUGAUCGGAUCAGAGGAUGGGAAGAUCCACGUGUGGAAUGCUGAGAGUGGGAUGAAAGUAGCGCUUCUGGAUGGAAAACACACUGGUCCUGUUACCUGUCUACAGUUUAACCCCAAAUUCAUGACCUUUGCCAGUGCCUGUUCUAACAUGGCGUUCUGGUUACCCACCAUUGAUGAUUGAUGGGCAGCUGUCAUCAGUCGGCCUGUGUUGUUCUUCCAGCAGGUGGCAUCAUUCACUCUUCUCUUGGCACACAUGAAGAUGUUCACCGUGGGACUUUUGGACUGUAAAUAGAUUGGGCUUGAUGCCGAGUUGUAUUUUUUUUUUGUUCAUUUUAUAUUUGUAUGAUUAAAACGUUUUUGUAAAACAUUGUAAAAUGAUCUGUUCACACAUUCUGUUUUGUUUGAGGUUGUAACAGUGCUCAAUGAAACUGAGGUGAUGUAAAACAUCCUGCAGAAUUGACCUUAGCUCUCCAAACUAUACCAGAAGUCAGCUCCUGUAGAUUUAGUAUCGUGUGCGAUCUAAAGAAAAAAUGUAAAUGGAACUUUUUUUUAAAUAAACAUGUUUAUACAACUUUCCAAAGAUUUGGUUUUGAGGCCUUUCAGACCUGUAAUGCUUCUAGCUGUUGUGUGUAGUCCAAUAUAAUUGUAUCUGAGGGAUACUGCUUUUAUACCAUUAUUUUACCUGUUUUUGUUGCAUUUUCUUGUAAUAUCAGCAUUGUAAAUUGCUUAUAAAACAAAUUUUAUAAUCAGUA